AUGACGUUAAAGCACUUCCUGGUUGAAAUAGAAUCACACGUGUAGGGCUACUGCUCUGUUUUUAACUUUGUUUUGAUGCAGCCACACAUUGUUAGACGACAUUAGCGAGAUGUUCAGUUAAUACAUAUCCUUAUGCAUCUAAAACAGACCUUUAAUUGGAUGCAACUAACACAUUUAGAGCAUAUUUUGGUUGGAGGCAUCACGCGGGAUGUAAUGUUGUUACUAUUUCUUGCCAACUAAGACCUUCUUUAGCUAAGCUACACAAUGGCCGGGGUGCCUAAUUCUCUAACUCGGACUCAAUCUGAUUCCAUUGCUGAAGUUGUAUCAGCGGAGUCAUACCACGCUGUCCUGGACACAUCCCCUCCAGACUAUGUGGAGAAAAUAUCGCGGUAUCUUGAGGCUUCAGUGGGACAGAGCAAACAGGAUAAAGUAUCUAAUGGACCGGCAGAAGCAGAAAGUGACUCAGGAGACAGUCUGUUCUUAACUCAGAAGUCAGUACCUGAGGCUGUGAGAUCAAGAAGACGAUGCCACUACAGCUUGAGGUCAACCCCCAUAUCUCCCAGGGAUCUAGAAGAAGAACUGUCUAGAAGUGAAGACAGUCUAUCGUCCUCUUCCCACGAAGAAUCCAAAACUGACAAAGAGAGGAGAAGGAAGAAAUACACAGUGCCAAAAUACCAUUUCCCUUUCCUCGCAAAGCGCAAGUGUAAGCUCAGAAGCACUCUGUUAGCUGUCCAGAACACAAGCCUUCAUCAUUAUGUGAUGGGAGGCUUCUUUAACUGUGUCAGAGAGCUGUGGCAGGGCUAUCAAAGAGAGCAUCUGGAAUCAUCUUUACCAGCAGUUGACAUGGAUGGGCAGGACCUAUCUCCAUUGUCAGAAGAAGACGAAGAGAGGUCCGAAGAUGAAGACAUGAAAGUGGUGGAGAGGAAACAUUUUGUGGCACCAUCAAAAGCAAAGCGCCAACAAACCUGGUGCAAGCAGUUAAAACAACAGAGGAGGAGGGACGCUAGUAAUGCCAGACAAGAAACAUCACGACGAAGACAAACAAAGGUCAUACCAAUGUCUUCAGAUACAGAGACCCCUGAUCAUGGAGAGUCCUCUUGCAGAGUUCGGGGCCAGAGGGAGAGGAAUGAUGAACACGCAACAAGUGACGGAAACUUUACUGCACAAAAUAAAACCCCAAAGACAAAGAGACGCCUCCCCCGAGAAAACAAAGCAAGCGAGGAAGAGCUGUGCAGCGACAGUGAUGCUGCCGUUUGUGAGCCGCGAAAGCCGCAGAGAAGGCACCCCGCUCAAAAGGGCAGAGAAGCAUCCACCACUGUAACAGAGCCUCAGACUGAUGCUUCCCACGUAGAAGAUCUGUUCCAGGCAGGACAGGCCAGGGACGGACCCGGAAGCCCAAAUCUCCCCCACAGUCUCUCAGGUCUUAUAAGUGACACUAACAAUGACCGCAUAUGCAAUGAAACAAAGGUAAAAAAGAGGAAAAAGAAGAAAAAGGGACAUCAUGAAGGUGUAGACGAAGGAAAGAGCCAGAGUCGGGAAGAGCCAGAGGGUCUGCAUGCUGCAACGUCUGUGAACAAGGAGGUAGAAGAGACCCCCAGCCUGUCUGAGGAUAAUAGGGCAGAGUCUCCCGCAGCGCAGACUAGUGAGCCGCUGGAAUUGAAUGAAAACAAUGGGAUGGAGAACGAGUCCCGUGAUGAUAAAAUACAGAGACAGGAGGAGAGAGACGUGCCCGAUUCAAAACGCAAGAGGACGAAGAGAAAAGAGAAUAAGUCUUCAGCAGAUGUUAGGCAGGAAGUUGAUGGAAACUUAGAGGCUGAUGUGAGAGCGGAGGAUUCUGUGUUUUCAGUGAGCUGUAACAUGGAGGAUGGUGGCAAGGAGAAGAAGAAGAAGAAGAAAAAGAGGAGAAGUGGUGAGGAUGUUGAGCAUUUACAGUCUUGCGCAGUUGCCGAACCCCUAAAUAACGAUGCUGAGAAACGGAAGAAGAAAAAGAAAAAAAGGAAAAAAAGAGAGGGGCUUGUAAUUACAGAGCAAUGUGAGGAGGAGGAAGAGGCAUCGAAUAGGACUUUAGAUUCGCCGCCAAUGUCAGCACAACAGUUAGAGGAAACAGAGAAUUGUUUGGAAAAUGCCGCAGCUUCUCAAGAAACAUCAGAGUCCAAAAGGAAAAAGCACGAAAAGAAGCAACAGUCAUCCUCUAAUGAUGCCACUCAAGAUGGAGAAGAGGGUGUAGAUGUGAGCUUUUGUAUUGAUGAUUCUGUCACUUUAGCUAAAGGUUCAGGGACGUCUCUGAAAAAGAAGAAGAAAACUAUCUUUGAGGGGUUACAUAUCUCUUACGCUCCUGAAGAAAAUAAAAAAAACGGAAAUAAUACCCAGAAAACAAAGGAGGGUCUUGACGAUCAAAAUGCUGAAAUGGUGACUAAGGAGAAGAAGAAAAAGAAAAUUGGUAAAAUAUUGAGCAGGACCAUGUCAGAAGAGACAGUGGCACAAAGCGAUGAUUCUGUGUCUAUGCAGGAAAAGGAAAAGGACAAGAAGAGGACCUCGUCCUUCCUCGUUGCUGAUGCAGAGGAAAAUGAUGCGCUGGCACACGGGGAACGAAACCCUCGCGUCUGGGGAGCAGAAAACCCCGUCGUCAGCGCCGGUGCCUUGGAGCAACUUAAUGAUGGGGUCACAAAAAAGAAGAGGAAGAUGUCGGUGGAGCAGCACAGUGUGGAUUUCGAGGAUCCAAACAAAACAUGUCAGGGUUCUUUGCUUGAACUCACUGACACAGGGUUGAAAAGGAAAAAGAAACGGACGGGAAACGAAAGUAGGUCAGUAACCCCCACGGAAAGAUUGGAAAGUACAGCUGACGUGGGACUUUCUCCAACUGAAGGGGCUGUGGUGUCGAAAAAGAAGAAGAAGAAGAAGAAGUGUAAAGACGAGCCGUGCCACUUGAUACGAGAGGGUCCUCUAACUGCCACUGAAGAUGCUGAAUCAGUUAGAUAUACACUGAAUAGCUGUCGCCCAGUUUCUCACAAGAAAAAAGGCAAACAUGGUCGCAGUGCUGAAACACCUCAUGAUAGCAGUACUUGUGACCAAGCGACCAAUCUGGUUGAACGCGCUUCAGCAUCUCCAGAGACACUUGGAAAUCAGGCAUUGAAUGAUAUGGCCGACAAGAAAAAGAAGAAAAAAACGAAAUCCACUGAUAAUGUUUUGCUUGAGGGGAAAUCGUUAACCGAGUCUGCUGAGUUAGAGCCCAGACAGAACAAAAAGAAGGAGAGAAAUAAGCAAUCAACUGUCCCCAGUGUCAUACCCAGCAGCCCCAUCAUAUCUGAGACGUCGCUCUCAAAAUUGGAAAUGUCGUCUUCAGACAAUAUCAUGAAAAACAAGCAAAGAAAGGUCAAGCGGAGACUGCUUAAUCCAAGUGAGGACUUCCUUACAGACUGCUAGUAUGAAGUAUAACUAACUAAAAUGAUGCCCUCUAUCUUUUUUUUUAGAUGGAUCGAGUGAAAAAGGGACAAUUCAGUUGUUAAUGUAUUUUGUUUUGUAUCAAAGCAUUUUACUGACAAAGUUCUCAACCUUUUUGGUGUUGAGAUGGACUGAAAAAAGUAACCACACACCAUAAUGAUGACUUUUUCUUUCUUUUUUUAAUAAAGCUCCUGAAUAUGAACAUAACGGUAUUUGAAGGAUCAUGUCACAAGUUUAUAAAUUAAAACUACAUUAAACGAGUGUAAUC
Molecule: messenger RNA, 3709 nt
Organism: Sander lucioperca (pikeperch)
Lineage: Eukaryota; Metazoa; Chordata; Actinopteri; Perciformes; Percidae
Product: trichohyalin-like
Exons: 5
Coding region: 265-3423 (1052 amino acids)
Source: RefSeq, a predicted model, not a curated record